AUGGCUAACAAAGAAAACAGUAUGGACACCGGCGACGAUGUAGAUGCUCAACAAAAAGAAAUCAAAGCGAUGAAGCGAAAAUUCGAUGAAAUGUCGGAAAAGCUCCAGUCGAUGGAAGAAUCAAUUUCAAAAAUUUCGAAAAUCGAAGCUCAUGUAGGUUCAAACCAAGAAGAACAUGAAAAAUCGAUAAAUCCAACUGCAGCGACGAAUCAGGAAAAAAUGACGGCAGAAUUCGGAAAGCAUUUUGAAUUGAAGCAUGUAUUCGCAAAUAUCGCUGAAUGGUACAAUGGUGAUUAUAAAUACAGUGAAGAUGAAGAGCAUUUCAAGAAUUUGGCCAGCGAAUCAUCCGAGUACCAGAAAAAGUUUGGAAAAUCAUUCGUACUAAAGCAUGUGUUCAAGAAUGUGGGCAAUCUUGGAGGAUCUUCUGAAAGUGAAAAAGAAGACCAUUUCGGAAUGUUUUGGUCGAUGUGUUUGGAAUGGAAAGACGGGGAUCUCAUACUCUUUGUGGAUUUCUCUAAUCCAAUAUCUUUGGAGAAGAAGUGGUCGAUUGAAACAAAAAUAGAAGUGAAAAUUAUCGGUAAAAAGCGAAAUGUCUCCGUCGGACCGACGUCUCGUUGCUUAAAAGCAAGUGGUAAAGUGGAUUUCGAACGAUAUCCGUAUUUUCCGUGUUUGGAAGAGCUAGAAGAAGGACUUUUGGGCGCCGCGCCUCCCCUCUUUCUUAUAUAG
Molecule: messenger RNA, 726 nt
Organism: Caenorhabditis briggsae
Lineage: Eukaryota; Metazoa; Nematoda; Chromadorea; Rhabditida; Rhabditidae
Exons: 4
Coding region: 1-726 (241 amino acids)
Molecular function (GO): protein binding
Source: RefSeq, a predicted model, not a curated record